CGCGUCAUAAAUGCCGAGAAAUUAAGCCACCAGACUCUAAGUUCUCGUAUUGAAAAUGGUGCUCGAACGCUUUCCUUACGAUGUCCUUCGCCACAUUUUCUCUUUUCUACAGCAACACGAUUUGGACAGUUUAUCGGCUCUCGCGCGUACUAGUCACUCAAUCCACGAACUUGCUAUUGACCUCCUUUGGGAAAAUCAACGAACGCUCUGGCCACUUGUUCUUCUGUUGCCAUCAUCUGUGAUCGAAAGAGCUUCGCUUGCCAUUCGAAAGCUUCCGUCAUGGGUCACAUUUCAUACCCACGUCGCUUCCCACUGCUCAACGUGGGACAGGACGCUCCAUUACAGCUCUCGCAUUCGGCGGCUCUGCCUCAGUAGGACCCAUCGCAUGGCAUACUAUAAGAUGCUGACAGAGAGUCCCUCGCCUCUUCUUCCAAAUCUCGCCCACCUUGAAGUUCUUGCAGACACGGAAUCGGAUCUACUAUUGUGCCUUCAACUCCUAGUUGAAGGAUCUCAGGGCCUGCAAUCAUUGACGGUGAAAUGUUGUCCCAGGGGAAUUCCUGCAUCAGUUUUAGGUACUGCACUAGGCUGCCUCAUGGCAAAGUGCUCUACGCUGGAGCAAGUCCACAUCCUUUCCCCGCUCUAUAGUACUGGUGUCACCUCUGGACUGCACGCACCGGUAUUCUCUAAUGGGCAGAAUUAUACAUUCCUCAAGGCUGUGGACAUGCUGUCGGAACAUGAACCUUGGAAUACCCAUCAUCCAAGGCUGACGGUGUCUGCAGAAAUUGUCAGAGAACUUGGGAGGAUGCCUUGCCUUGAAGACGCAGGUUUCGAUUUGGUUUUGGGUCUUGAUGAGCCAUUCGAGACAAUUUCGCAGGGUUUUGUUUCGGAUAACCCGUAUCAUAGGAUGUUCGGCACCCUCAAGAAGCUCAGGCUGCGCGCGGCAACUGUGAAGCAUACCACUGCAAUUUUGGAAAUGAUUGGCUCCCAUUCAAUAGAGGACCUUACGCUGUGGGUGGAUAGACCCGUGUCGGUCUUUGCCUUCUACUCAAUUGCGGAGUUAUUGUCUCCCAACCGGACCGACGAAGAUCGGCUGAAGUUUAUCAAUAUCAAAAACUUCAAGUUCAUAGCAGAAUAUUUUUUUUCAGACCCAUUCAAGUCCGUACCCCUCAGCCAAGGGGCUCCAGUCUCUAUGAUAUCUCCUUUAUUCGCACUCCAUGACUUGCGUAGCUUCAAGAUCGAUGUCACGGAUACAGUGGCUGCAGAUCGUGCCAUUGGCGGACGGCUGCCGGCGCUUUGCAGAGAUGACCUGGAGACUAUUCCUCAGGCCUGGAAGGAUAUCGAGGAACUAGGGUUGCAGUGGUUGAGAAGUGGCACAGAGACUGACACACGUGUCGACGACGACGGCGAAACAUGGGAAUCAGAAGGACCCACUCUGGCCGAAGUUGCGCUCCUAGCCAGCCGGUGUGAUAAAAUCUCUUCACUAGGAAUGUGGUUCAACGCCCAGGACUGGUUUGAUGAUGAUCCGACAAUGGAUUCCAGUAGAGAGGGAGUAGAGGCGGAAGAUCUGGGAACGUUAUACGAAAAUCAAGAAAGACGCACCAACACCCAGGGUGUAUUGUCUCAUACUGCUGUCACCAGCGCACAUUUGGAUCAUUCGAACGAAGGACCGUCAUCUAGUACGCUUCGUGAACUCUGGGUUGGAUUGUCCCUGGUUUCAGUUGCGGCAAGCCAACGUGUGUCCAGCUUUGCUCACAGCCGAUUCCCUCAUGUUGCUUGGUUUGGAUGGGAUUAUUCACGAGCGAUUUCUGCUCUGGGUGGUUGGGAGACGCAAGAGUGGAGCCUUGUAAAUGAUACUUUCGUUACGAUGUAUCCCCGAAAAAGACUCAGAAAGCAGGUUCAUACAUCAGAGAACUCAUGAGUCUCCCCAGGUGCUUGAUUGCGGUGGUUUUCCGACGU
Suillus fuscotomentosus is the source of this 1956-nucleotide messenger RNA. RefSeq lists its product as uncharacterized. The record is from RefSeq and is a predicted model, not a curated record. NCBI's taxonomy places the organism in Eukaryota, Fungi, Basidiomycota, Agaricomycetes, Boletales, Suillaceae. The transcript is spliced from 2 exons. Gene Ontology annotation, molecular function: protein binding. The coding region runs from base 56 to 1918 and encodes 620 amino acids.